Messenger RNA from Scaptodrosophila lebanonensis, 5089 nucleotides. RefSeq lists its product as uncharacterized. The record is from RefSeq and is a predicted model, not a curated record. Gene Ontology annotation, cellular component: cytoplasm. Gene Ontology annotation, biological process: hippo signaling. Gene Ontology annotation, molecular function: protein binding. Bases 771 to 4742 code for a protein of 1323 amino acids. Lineage: Eukaryota; Metazoa; Arthropoda; Insecta; Diptera; Drosophilidae. The transcript is spliced from 6 exons.
AAAGUUUUACCUAAAGACGUCUUUCGGUCACUGUCCCAACGUGUUUUCGCGACAUUCGUUCAUCGUGCGCCAAAAGCGGCAACUUACUUGUAGACCAACAACAAGUUCAAACAUCGCCAUAAUACAAAAGUUAACAAGUGCUGUGGUGUUGUGCACAAUUUAAAAAACGCGUUUGUCUUCCACACAUGCAUCUUUCGAAAAAUGAAAGUGAUCAAAUUGUUAUGAUCGAUCUCUCCAACUCCUUCGAGCUAAAUAACUACAGCAAAAGUCGGCAUUUUCCACAAAAGCUCAUUGUUUUUCAGCAACAACAACAAUAACGACAAUAAUAAAAAAAGACUCCAGCAGUUAUAAAGCGAUACAUAGUAGUCCGCAAAUGCACAACGAAAGAUGUGAUGAUGUGAAGUGUGAUUAUUAAACACAACUGAAUGACAGAAAUGAUGAAUUUGCAAAAAAGGAAGAGCAGAUAGUGCCGACAAAAAGUUGAACAAAAAGCUAGACAAAACAUUCCCGUACAAGUAUUAAAUAACGCGACAAAAAAAUAAUAAAAACGAAAUAUUCUUUGAUCUUGAAGCUAAACGAGUUGAGACGAAACAAACGCAAAAAAUGCUAAUGAAUUAGGCAGCGAGAAAUAAACAAUUGCAAUGGCAAGCCUUGGUCAGUAAUUGUAGCCCAAGUUAAAAUGAUGAAACACACAAUUUAAUUUAUAAUAAAAGUGGAAGACAAAGACGGGGAGGCGAGCAACACGAAAUCGUGUCUGAAACGCUACGGCAAUGCCAAUAAUAACAGCAACAACGACAGCAACAAGCGGUGGAAUAGUAGCAGCUGCUGCCAGAAGCGGUGCAAUCGCUAAGGCCGUGGUUGGUCUAGACAUUGGUUCGGCUGAGACAGCGAAUCUAACGCCAACGCCACCAGCAACAGCGACGACAGCAGUGACCAGUGAUUACUUAUUGCUGCAACAGCAGCAACAACAGUUCAACCAUCAUUAUUAUCAGCACCACCAGCAACAGCAACAGUUGGCGGCGCCACAGACCAUGCUAAACGCUGCCCACCAACAUCCUGUGAAUGCUGGUGCUGCUGCUGUUGCUGUCUCAUCAGCACCAACAGCGGCAACGGCAGUGGCAACAGCAACAGAAAAUCCAACGGCAGCCGCAGAUGUGCCAAUUACUUCAGCAACGGCAACCAGUUUUGCAACAUUUAACGGAAAUUCGAAUCUAAAUUCUAACCUUGCCAACGGAAGUAAUCAUAGCAGCAGCAAGAAUCUGAAUUGUAAUAACAAUGUCAACGAUAACGGUUGCGAUGUUGCCGGCAAUACGAGCAGCAUCCGUCUGGGUCCUCCACCACCACCACCAGCAACUAAAAAGUCUAUGGCCGAGCAUGCUUCGCGCGAAGAUGUUGCGUCUUUGGGUGGCACAUCCUCUGUUAAUAGUCAAAUGUCUGCUCACAAUCAUUUCAUUGGCAACACCAACAACAACAACAGCGCCAGCAGCAACAUCGGUAUCGGCAUCAAUGGCCUUCCAUUGCACAUAAACCACAACCAUAUAAACAAUGCCAACAGCAAUGGCGCGCCUGCUCGGCCCACUGGCCAUCCAAGCAGCAUUUUAAAGGGCAGCAAGGAAAAUCUUCUUCAAAACACUUACUACAAUGGUGAGGGUGGUGAAAGCAGUCUGGGCAGCGAGUGCGGAGGUAUGGAUAACCACAACCAUAGUCAUGCUACGGCCAGCCACGAGGAUCCCGGAGAUGGCUUGGGUCCACUUCCCCCCAAAUGGGAAACUGCCUAUACUGAGCGUGGGGAACUGUAUUUCAUUGAUCACAAUACUGGCACAUCCCAUUGGCUUGAUCCGCGUCUAUCGAAAUAUCAGAAGAAAUCGCUUGAAGAUUGUUGCGAGGAUGAGCUGCCAUAUGGCUGGGAGAAGAUCGAGGAUUCCCUCUAUGGUACAUAUUUUAUAGACCAUGUGAAUCGACGCACUCAAUACGAGAAUCCAGUGCUGGAAGCAAAGCGCCGUGCCGCAGAGCAGCGCCAACUCCUACAACAGCAGGAGCAGCAGGACCAACAGCUGCAACAGCAACGUGCUAAAACGCCGACAACAACACAGCUGGUGCAGGAUCCAGUGGCAGCCUUGGAUGCGGCGACCGAAGCGACUCCCAAGACAUUGCUUCCAUAUAAAUUUACGCGCAAUCCCGCGGAGCUGCAGGGUCAGCGCAUUAGCACCACGUUGUUAAAGUCAGCACGCGGCUUAGGCAUUACCAUAGUGGGUGGCGAUGGCGGCAGCAACCCCAACGACGGCGGUGUAGAGGAGUUUUUGCAAAUCAAGACAGUGGUACCCAAUGGACCCGCCUGGUUGGACGGACAGUUGCAAACUGGCGAUGUGCUCGUUUAUGUAAAUGACACCUGCGUGCUGGGCUUCACGCAUCACGACAUGGUUAGCAUCUUUCAGUCAAUACUGCCCGGCGAGACAGCAACCUUGGAGGUGUGUCGUGGCUAUCCGCUUCCUUUUGAUCCCAACGAUCCAAAUACGGAGGUGGUAACGACCAUUGCCGUCGACGGGAUAACCAGUGAGUCGGAGAAGCAGCGCCGAAUGAUCAUGGAUCUCAACAUGGACGGCAACUACAACUUUCUAGAUUUGUCUGGAGAUGGCACCAGUAAAGGGGCGGGCAGUGGAUUUAUUCUAAUGAAAAAACCAGAGAUACACACAUUCAGCAUUAUUAAGGGAACUAUGGGUUUCGGUUUCACAAUUGCCGAUUCUGCCUGUGGUCAGAAGGUGAAAAAAAUACUGGAUAGGAAUUGCUGCACACAGCUGCAGGAGGGCGAUGUGCUGCUCGAAAUAAACGACAUCAAUGUGCGCAACAAAUCCCAUGUCUAUGUGGUAGAGGUGCUCAAGGAAUGCAGCAAGACAGCGCCCACGACAGUUAAGAUACAGCGCGUGCCAAAUGAAGAGGUGCCAGUUGUCAGUCAGUCCCAAUCUGGAAACGGUGGCAACAGUUUCGGCAAUGUGGCGAAGCUAAGAAAAAACUUUGUUGGUGGUACGGCGACUACGGGCGGUGGUUUGUUUCGCAGCAAGACGCCAACGGCGGAUUUGUACAGUACGCAGCCCAAGGAGGUGUUGCCGAUGCGGCCAAAAACUCCGCUGGUGGACACACGGCGCGCCCGUGUUCAGACGCCUAACGAGCUGCUUGAGACGGAUGGGCCGUUAGCUACACUCGCUGAAAGCAAAACGCAUGUGGACGGAAAGUCAAAUAAUAGUCUGCAAGAGCUCGACGAAAUACCCUUUAUGGAUCCGUAUCCCAAAAUGGUCAGCCGUCUGAGCGAACGUCUAGCCGAGGCGUCUCUCCAAAGCGACAACAAUGGUUAUAGUACGGCGCCAACACACUUUACGUCCCAGGAGCAGUAUGUUAGUCCCAAUUACAAUCCCAUCUAUGGCCUCACUGCGUUGCCCCCCAGCAUGCAGCCAUUACCACAGAAUGCUGCUGCGACCACUGGUGCGCCAGCACCGACGCAUUUGUAUGGACCACUGACCACACCCUUAGGUCUUAUGACACCCAAUAGCACAGCCAAUACAGGAGCUGUCUACGGACAGACUCAACAUCAUCAUGAUUCCUGUUAUUGUUACGAUUGCCAGAACCUGAAGUUUCGACCACAGCACGUUUCACCACUCGGUUACUUUGCACCGCAGCCUCUUCCCUCCUCUGCCAGCACUGCCCAAUAUUCCCCGCUUCAGGCUGCACACAUUCAGAACGAGAGGAUGCAGCGACGCGUCAAUGAGUUGCUCAGCGAUCGCCGACGUGUGGGCUUCGCCAACCUCGAUCCUCCGCUCCAUCAACACCAACAGCCACAACAAGACCACCAGCACCACCAUCAGCAGCUCCCACAUCAGCAUUCACCAGCGGCAACUUCUUGGCUGGCGGGUGGCACACGCAAUGGGGCCCUGUUGGAUGCUUCAGAAGAUGCUGAUCAGUGCGAACUGACCGAAGUAACAUUGGAGCGGCAAGCUCUGGGCUUUGGUUUUCGCAUUGUUGGUGGCACUGAGGAAGGGUCGCAGGUAACGGUAGGCCACAUUGUGCCCGGCGGCGCGGCCGAUCAAGAUCAGCGCAUAGCCACAGGCGAUGAAAUUUUAAGCAUUGACGGCAUCAAUGUGCUGAAUUCUUCGCACCAUAAGGUUGUGUCACUUGUGGGAGAGUCUGCGUUGCGUGGCCAGGUCACUAUGAUAUUGCGAAGGCGUCGUACGCAGCAACAUGCAACAUUGACUCAGCUGCGACGUUAUCCCUACGAUGUCAUCGUCAGUCGGCACGAGAAUGAGGGCUUUGGAUUCGUCAUCAUCUCCUCAUCUAAUCAUUACUACGGCUCCACAAUAGGUAAACUGAUACCCGCCAGUCCUGCUGAUCGUUGCGGAGAGUUGAAGGUGGGCGAUCGGAUUAUUGCUGUCAAUCGCAUAGAUAUAGCCGGCAUGUCGCAUGGCGAUGUUGUAAAUCUCAUCAAGGAAUCUGGUCUGCAUGUGCGUCUCACCAUCGGUUGUCCCAUUAAGGAGGGCCCCAGCCCCAGUGGUAACAGCGGCCUAGGCAGUAAUACACCUCUACAGGCCUCACCUAGUUUACUGAAAAGUGCGCAAUCGCAGCUGCCACCCCAACAACAACAACAACAACAGCACCACCACCAACCACAGCAACUGGACAUGAUUGGUGGCUACAUAGAACGGCCCGGCACCAGCAUGACCACAUUAUCUCUGCACCAGCAACCGCAAUUAUGACUUUGAGACCUACGUAUUAGGCUCUACAAGAGCUUUCUUUAGCGCAGCUCCUUGUUCUUAAAUUGUAUUUUAGCAUAUUCUGCCGUUUAUGUCAUAUUUGUUUUUUUAUACUUUACUAAGUAACCCCAAAGACUGAAUUAUUAAGCGCCUAUAUAAAGUUUUACACUGCAAAUCUCAAAUAAAAGGUUUCACAACGCCGAAUCUCUCCAUAAUUGUUGCCCGCACCACCAGUUUUUAACCCCAUAAACUUAAGUAUAUAUACAUAUGUUUUACUAACAUACAUAUACGCAUAAGGUAAUCCAUUAAUCGUGUAGCGUUAAGUAGAAUAAAGGUGUUUUAUACCAUUA